CUAGUUUAGCAAGAAGAAGAAGGAGUGCGACAGAAGCUGACUGAAGCACAAUUGAAUGUUUCCAAAAUAAAGCAGAGGACAUAGGAACAGAUCUUGCCUCCAGGGAAGCCUUGAGUGUCAUCUUGGACUUUUAAGCCUAUGUCAAGAUUGCUGGUCUUCAAACAAACCGUGUGUAUGGAAGGCCUUAACUGUGCUAUGCUGUUACUCAGGAAUAUGUUUUUGGUGUUAUAUGUUCCUCUACUGUGGCCUUUAUUUCUGUUGGUGGAUUGUCAGGAAGUUAUUACCUUGUCCGUGCAGUAUCAGGUGUUGGAAGAAGUGCAGCCUGGUACUGUGUUGGGCAGGUUAGGUGAGGAAGUUGGCCGGACCGAGGGCAAUUGGACCACAGGGACCUUCCAGCUGCUCCAGUCUUCUGCAGUGUUUCCUAUACAGAUGGACUCUCGAGAUGGUUUGCUAAGCACGACAGGGAGGCUGGACAGGGAGCAGCUUUGCCACCAUAGAGAUCCUUGCCUCAUAUCAUUCAGUGUUCUGGCUUCUAAAUACUUCACUUUGAUCCAUGUGGAGAUUCAUGUCAUAGACAUUAAUGACAAUGGGCCUCAGUUUCACCAAACAUCUCUGGAACUGGAGAUACCAGAAAGUGUAAUAUUACAGACACGGAUACCUUUGGAUCGUGCCCUGGACUUUGAUAUUGGAUCUAAUGCAUUGUGUUCUUACUUCCUGUCACCCAAUGAACAUUUUGCCUUGGAGGUAACACCUGUUUCUGAUGGAACUCAGUGGCCAGAGCUGGUGGUAGUUAAAGAAGUGGAUCGAGAGCUCUGCUCUUCCUUUGAGUUGGUCUUGACUGCAGUUGACCAUGGAGUGCCACCUAGAUCUGGAUCCAUCUUGAUAACUAUGACUGUGCUGGACUCCAAUGAUAACAGUCCAACUUUUGCCCAGAGUUCUGUGACAGUGGAGAUCAAGGAAGAUGCUUUGCCUGGCACUCUUUUGAUCCAACUCACCGCUAGUGAUCCUGACCAAGGGCCCAAUGGAGAGAUUGAAUAUUCCUUCAGUAAACAUAAUUCAGAACAGGUGCUGAAAACUUUCGCCAUUGAGAGUCAGACGGGUCGUGUCCUCCUUCAGCAGCCAAUGGAUUACGAGGAGAAUCUUGCCUAUGAAGUGGAUGUGCAAGCCAGAGAUCAUGGGGCCAAUCCAGUUCCUGCCCAUUGCAAACUUUUCGUACGUGUUUUGGAUGUCAAUGAUAACACACCUGAUAUUCAGGUGAUUUGGGCAAGAGAGAAAGCAGUGGUAUUAGAAGCUCAACCCAAGGACAGCUUUGUUGCUUUGGUAACAGCAUUUGACCCUGAUUCAGGCAAUAACGGAGAGGUAGAUUGCUAUAUCAAUCAAGGUGGGGAACAUUUUAACUUGAGAUGGAUCAAUCCUGGCAGCUACAUGUUGCUGACUAAUGCCCCCCUAGAUAGGGAAAGCUGGGCAGAGCACAAUUUGACCUUGCUGGUGCAGGACCGUGGGUCCCCCUUGCUGGCUGCAAGUAGACAUUUCACUAUUCAUGUCAGUGAUGUCAAUGACAACAUGCCCUGCUUUGAAACAAAUCCUUACCAUGUUUCCAUUGCUGAGAAUAAUGGAAUUCCUUCUCCUUUGGUGGUUGUCAUGGCCCAUGAUGCAGACAUGGGCCUUAACGGGGAAAUUGUUUACAAAAUCCCAGACCCUUUUGUUUCAGAUUGGCUCACUAUUGAUACUAACAGUGGAGAAAUCUGGGCGCACACCACUUUUGAUGCUGAAAAUAUUGCCAGUUUUGAAUUUACUGUAAUAGCAGAAGAUAUGGGCCAGCCUAGGCUAUCAUGCAAUGUUUCUGUGAAAGUUACUGUGCUUGAUGUGAAUGACAAUUCUCCAGUGGUAACAAAUCCAGAGAUGGAAGCAGGCUGGGCAAGUAUUUCUGUUCUUGUGGAUCCUGACACUGGUUAUGUACUGGUACAUGAAGAAGGAGGCUCUCGGCUGACCCCCUCUGUGCAGGCUCCUUUACUUUUCACUAUAUCUGCAACAGAUGCCGACUCCGGCUUGAAUGCAGCGUUGCUCUACAACAUCCAGAGUGGCAACGAAGCUGGCAUCUUUGUCCUUGAUCCCCAUGCUGGGCAGCUUUAUCUGAAUAGCAGCAAUGCAAGCAGCCUUGUGGACAGUGAAUGGGACUUGGAGGUGUCUGUCUGCGAUCGAGGAGUGGUGCCACUCUGCACCAGAAUCCUUGUGAAGAUAAUAUUCAGCAGACAUGGUGAGCAAAUGCCCGAUUCUCUUGCGGUCGCCCAAGCCCUUAGCUCCUCUGUAGUGAUUGGGAUCUGCUUUGUGGGGCUGCUUGCCAUCUCUCUGGUAAGCCUGGGGUUAAUAAUGUCCCUUUGUAAAAAGGAGAAGCAUAAUAAUAUGUCAUACAACUGUAGGGAGGCAGAGCAAACCUAUAGGCAACAGCUGCUGAAGAAGCCCCCCAAACCUAUUGAGAAAGCUGACAUUUUUAUAGUGCCUGUGUUACGACAGGAGGAUGCAGAGCAACCUCACACCAAGAUAGAGACCCCCCUAGAAAUUUCCUGGGUUGAUGAUGCCUUGGGGAAGCCAUACCCCAUGACUCCGACUCUAUACAGAACUCUUAGAAACCAGCAAAAUGAAACCAGCCUUUCUGAAUGUAAAAGAUUUGUUCUGCCUUCCAUGCAACACACGCCUGGCUAUGCUCCAAAUGGAGGAGAUCACUGCGCUCAGGAGAUGCAGCCCCCGGAUCCAAAGCCACAUCCUGCCUCUGGGCCCAAGGACCCUUUGUCAGCGCUAGCCUCACAGCAGCAGGACAGGCUUCUUCCUAAGGCAGGCCCAGAGGAAGCUCAAAGUCGCCGGCACAUCCUGAGAAGCCUAGUGAGGUUGUCUAUGGCAGCUCUUGCUGAGCAAGGCCCUGGCGGACAGUUAACCAUGGAAUCCGGCUCUGUUCAGCAAAUCUCACAGUUGCUGUCUCUUCUGCAUCAGGGCCAAGUGCAGCCCAAGCCCAAUCACAAAGGGAAUAAAUACACUGCUAAACAUGCAGGUUGUAGGAACCACCACCCAAAUGUGGAGGAUCUCAUCACUAAUGAGGGCAGUGAUAGCAAACAUCAUAACCUGGAGCUGCUCGGGGAAGAACUUGGAAACCUACUGCAUAGCCCAUCAGGACUGGAUCUAGACCAGCUGACUGAGGCAGAUCCAGCAUGGAUGACCAGGCUGUCUCUUCCCUUCUCAACUGACUAUAAGGACAAUGUUGUCUCACCGGGUGCUCUUCCGUUUCCGCUGAACCAGGAAACCACAAGCAGAGAUGAACCUCACACUUUUGAGACCUUUGGCAAAGCAAACGGAUGCAAACUGAGCACAGCAGAGCCCAGGCUGGCCAGCACCUUCCUCUCAGAGAUGAACAAUCUGUUUGAGAUUAUCUUGGCUCAGAAUGUCAGCCCCCAGAGGGACUCAUCGAUGGAGUUCUUUCAGCAAGUCCAAAAAUGUAGCAAGAUCCUAGAUGUAGAUAAAGAUACUGUGGGGGCUUAAAUUGACAGUCCUUUGAGCAGUGUAACUGAUAGCUGCAGCAGAAAGGGUUUGUGAAGAAAUUCCAUGAAAUCUCAACAUCCAGAAACAGAGUACCAAUAGCUCAGGGAAAACAAUGUUUUAAGAGGGAGGAUACUUUAGACAUAUUUCACUUCUUCCUUUCCAGGUACCAUCAUCUAGUUCCCCUGGCCUUACCUACUACAGUAUGUGCUCCUCACUGACAUGGAAUGAUAAUUGCAGAAGGAAUUACGCUUCCUCCUUUGCAAGGAAAUGGUGUGGAAGGUCUCAUUGUGGCGAAUAGUGACGAGUUAAUGAAAAACCUUUUGGAGCACAGGUGUUUUUUCUUCUUGUUGAUUAAUUUUUAUGAUUGCAAUGACAUAGGAGCAGGAACAAGAAAGCAAGGCUCAAAGAUACUACUGCCUUUUGAUCUGACAGGACACAUAACAGGUGCUCCUAACUUAAUAUCAAGUUUUCAUUUAUAUAAGUUGCACAGAGAAACUACCGCAAAAAUAGUUUUUUUGAAAACUAAAGGCAACACUCAAAACCCAACAUUCUUUAAAAGUAACUUUUAAACUCUGCUGUUUUCUAGCACAUUAAAACUGCUCUUCUGUAAAGCUGGAACUGCUAAUACUACAGAAAGGAUUAGAAUUUUUGAAAGACGUGACUAGAAAUCUGUGUAUUUGAUGGUAAUAUUUUGGACCUACAACUUGAAUACUGUCUUUCUAAGUUCAAUUUUUUAGAAAAAUCAGCAACAACCAGCUUCUUUGAAAAAUGUAAAAUUCUUUGUCUAAUAAUU
Pogona vitticeps (central bearded dragon) is the source of this 4324-nucleotide messenger RNA. It is a transcript of the gene PCDH12, whose product is annotated as protocadherin 12. Gene Ontology annotation, cellular component: plasma membrane. Gene Ontology annotation, molecular function: calcium ion binding. The record is from RefSeq and is a predicted model, not a curated record. Gene Ontology annotation, biological process: homophilic cell-cell adhesion. Lineage: Eukaryota; Metazoa; Chordata; Lepidosauria; Squamata; Agamidae.